CGAAAGCAAUCUAGGUUAGCUAUUUUAUUUUAUUUUAUUUUUUCGUACGACAUAACUCUCUCUUCAGCUCCGAAGCUUACCAACGCUCUCUCUUCUUUUUUUUUUUCUUCUUGUCAGUACCUGAUACCUAAAGCACUUAGUAUGAUAACUAUCAGUACCUUAGGUACCUAGGUAGUGAAAAGUUAGCGAGUUUCUUAGCUCAUCUACUUCAGUAAGAUACGCGCUAAACCGUCUCUAUUAUCCACCUCGGCAUCUCCAAGGUUAGGUACCUCUAUCACUUCCAAAGUGGGUCACGGAUUGUGUGUAAGUAGCAACUUCGUAAUAAGGAUUGCGACCAGUUCAGGAUUUUACUCCUUAAGUCUCUUUUUACGCCGCUUUUUCUCUCAUUUAGAGCUUGAUUUCAACCUGCAACACUUCUGUACGGAUUUAGUCUCCCCAUUUCUACCGUCCAUUCGUCGCGUCACGUAGUAAAGAUGGCUGGAAUUGGACCCGAUCAGAAGGUCGAGGCUUAUAUCAAGCAAUUGUCGACGCCGCCUCCUCCCGGUUCGCCUUACGCUCUACCCGUCCCUGGCACCGAGCGAGAGGGUCGAACUCCCAUCUAUAGGCACUGGAGAUUCCACGAUAAACCUCUACUCGACACCUACGUACCUGAAAUUCGUACAUUUUACCAAGCAUUUCAGGAUUCUGUGAGGCGAUUCCCCAAUAAUAAAUGUCUCGGUACGCGGCCUUGGAUCCCGGAAACUCAGUCGUGGGAGAACGGUUAUGUUUGGCAAACCUACUCCGAAGUUGACGCGCGAAGCAAGAAUUUCGGAUCUGGUAUAUAUGAGCUGCAUCGCCGUAUUGGAACUCCGCCGACCAACCACGGCGUUGGUAUCUGGAGUCAGAACAGAGCCGAAUGGCAAAUAGCAGAUCUCGGAUUGAGCUCGCAGUCGCUCUUCUCUGUCUCGCUAUACGAAACUCUUGGCCCUGAUGCGUCUGAGUUCAUCCUCAAGCAUUCUGAGCUUGCCUGCGUAAUUUCCUCCUUACCUCACAUAUCAACACUUCUCGCCCUUGCGCCUCGAAUACCCGCCCUCAAGUUGAUUGUCUCUAUGGACCCCUUGGAAGCUGGAGAGCAGGACGGAUAUUCUAAAAAGGCGCUCUUGAAUGGAAUCGCUGCGCAGCACGGUAUUCAGAUAUGGUCGAUGGAGGAGGUCGAGGAGCUCGGAGCAAAGGUAGCCCAUCCGAUACGUCCUCCCCGCCCAGAAGAUAUCCUUACCGUCAACUAUACAUCCGGUACUACGGGCGAUCCGAAGGGUGUGAUACUCACUCAUGCCAACUGCGUUGCAGGCUGCACAAGUGCUCGCUCUAGCGGGUCCUAUACCUACAAAGAUAUAAGCAUUUCAUAUUUGCCUCUAGCUCACAUAUACGGACGCAUGAUCGAUCAGUGCUCCUUAUCCUCCGGUGCCGCCAUCGGAUAUUUCCAUGGCGACAUGCUGGAGCUGAUCGACGACUUGAAGAUUCUUAAACCCACCGGUUUCAUAUCGGUGCCCCGUUUGUUCAACCGAUUCAGCUUGGGAAUUCAGACACAGACGGUAGAAGCUGAUGGCGUGAAGGGUGCUCUUUCACGGAGAGUGAUAGAGACAAAGAAGGCUAGCAUGAAACUCCCGCCUGGCAAAGCAACCAACAAGCACUUUCUUUAUGACCGGAUAUGGACCCCUAAGGUACGAGCUGCACUUGGCUUAGAACGGUGCCGCUCCAUGGUAAGUGGAAGCGCGCAGCUCGAUCCCGACGUUCACGAGUUCCUCCGAGCGGCCUUAGGAAACUAUUUCUGUCAGGGCUAUGGUCUGACGGAAUCGUAUGCUAGUGGAUCGUUCCAGCUUGAGGGCGACUAUUCUUUGGGUAAUGUGGGUGGCCCAAUGCCUGGCGUAGAAAUAUGCUUAGAAUCGCAACCCGAACUCGAAUACUUGGUGACGGACAAACCCAGGCCGCGGGGAGAAUUGCUGAUGCGGGGCCCGUUUAUCUUCGGGGGCUAUUUGAAGAACGAGGAGGAAACUAAGAAGGCCUUAGAGCCUGAUGGAUGGUUCCACACGGGUGAUAUCGUUGAAAUCGACGAACUUGGGCGAAUUAAGAUUAUCGAUCGCAAGAAGAAUGUUCUCAAAUUGUCUCAGGGAGAAUACAUUUCCCCUGAGCGUAUCGAGAACGUAUUCUUGGGUAGCUCGAACCUGAUCGCCACAGCCUUUGUUCACGGCGAACCCAGCCAGUCGGCCUUGGUUGGUAUCUUUGGCGUGGAUCCAUCUACAUUCGCCCCGUUCGCUAGCAAGGUAUUGAAGAAGACAGUAGCUUCCGACGAUACCGAAGCAGUUAAGGUGGCGGCCCAAGAUCCCCGUGUGGUGAAGGCUUUCCUAAAGCAUCUGGAUGGUAUCGCCAAGGGUCAUAAGUUCAAUGGAUACGAACGUGUGCGAAACUGCCUCCUCGACGUUGAACCGUUUACGGUGGAUAACGAGCUCCUAACUCCAACGUUAAAAUUAAAGAGGCCCCAAGCAGCAAAAAAGUUCAAGGAUGAAAUUGCCCGUAUGUACGAAGAAGUUAACGGGGAAACAGAUUCUGUUAAAUCGAAACUAUAAGCUACGAACCGAACUUAUUUGAAUGUACUUCCCACCAUAGCCUAUAUAUAUUUAUUUAAUUUGUAUAUAUUGCGAGUAAAGAAACUGUGAAUAAAGAUGAAAUAAAGAUUA
Daldinia caldariorum is the source of this 2714-nucleotide messenger RNA. Its product is annotated as acetyl-CoA synthetase-like protein. The record is from RefSeq and is a predicted model, not a curated record. Gene Ontology annotation, cellular component: membrane; endoplasmic reticulum. Gene Ontology annotation, molecular function: long-chain fatty acid-CoA ligase activity. Lineage: Eukaryota; Fungi; Ascomycota; Sordariomycetes; Xylariales; Hypoxylaceae. Bases 474 to 2603 code for a protein of 709 amino acids. Gene Ontology annotation, biological process: long-chain fatty acid metabolic process. The transcript is spliced from 4 exons.